Molecule: messenger RNA, 1149 nt
Organism: Tetrapisispora phaffii CBS 4417
Lineage: Eukaryota; Fungi; Ascomycota; Saccharomycetes; Saccharomycetales; Saccharomycetaceae
Gene: ASP1
Product: asparaginase ASP1
Exons: 1
Coding region: 1-1149 (382 amino acids)
Molecular function (GO): asparaginase activity
Source: RefSeq, a predicted model, not a curated record
AUGCCAAACAAUUCUGUAGAAAUUACAACGAUUUGUCCUGAUGUGGAAAACUCCAAAUUCAUAAUCCAAUCUCUUUCUUCGAAUGGAUCAAAAAGUAAUGAUAAUACAAAAGGUUUGCCUGCAGAUGACAUAAUAACUCCAACUCUGCCAAGAAUUAAAAUUUUGGGCACUGGUGGCACUAUUGCUGCCAAAGGUUCCAGUGGUACACAGACUGCCGGCUAUCAUGUUGAUCUAACCAUUCAAGAGUUAUUAGAUGCUAUUCCAGAUAUCUCAAAUGUUUGCGACAUUGAGUACGAACAAUUAUGCAAUGUUGAUUCAAAAGACAUCGAUGAAUCAAUUUUAUACAAAAUAUACAAAGCUGUUUCAGAAUCUUUACAAGGAUUUGAUGGUAUUGUUAUAAUCCAUGGUACUGAUACAUUGUCCGAAACUGCAUUUUUUAUUGAGAGCACUAUCGACACUGGCGAUGUUCCAAUUGUCUUUGUUGGUUCGAUGAGACCUUCCACCAGUAUUUCUGCUGAUGGUCCAAUGAAUCUAUACCAGGCAAUCUGCAUUGCUGCAAGUCCUAAAUCUAGAGGUAGAAGUGUAUUAGUAUCAUUAAAUGACCAAAUCUCAGCAGGUUACUACAUCACAAAAACCAACGCCAAUAGUUUAGACUCAUUUAAUGUAAGACAAGGUUACCUAGGGAAUUUUGUAAAUAAUGAAAUUCAUUACUACUACCCACCAGUAAAACCACAAGGAUGCCACAGAUUUAAAUUGAAAAUUGAUCUAAGUCAGCCAAACCAGACGUUUUCAUUCCCAAAAGUUUGCAUCUUGUAUUCACAUCAGUCAUUCCCGACUUCAUUAUUAGACAUGGUAGAAAAAUCCUAUGAUGGAAUAAUCAUUGCCACCAUGGGUGCAGGUUCAUUACCAGAUGCAGCCAACAACAAGGCUCUAAAGAUGAAUAUACCUGUUAUCUACUCCAAGAGAAGUAGAGAUGGUAUGAUCCCAAUUUCAAAUUUACCAAAAACUGCCGAUGGUACAUUUGGAAAUAUCAUUUCAUCAGGUUACCUGAACCCUGAAAAGAGUAGAAUUUUGUUACAAUUAUGUUUAUUUGGGAAUUAUACCAUAAGUGAGAUAAGACAGGUAUUUGGAGGAGUCUACGGUGGUUGA